Molecule: messenger RNA, 1314 nt
Organism: Coccinella septempunctata (seven-spotted ladybird)
Lineage: Eukaryota; Metazoa; Arthropoda; Insecta; Coleoptera; Coccinellidae
Product: lysophosphatidylserine lipase ABHD12-like
Exons: 7
Coding region: 68-1207 (379 amino acids)
Biological process (GO): monoacylglycerol catabolic process; phosphatidylserine catabolic process
Cellular component (GO): endoplasmic reticulum membrane
Molecular function (GO): phosphatidylcholine lysophospholipase A1 activity; monoacylglycerol lipase activity
Source: RefSeq, a predicted model, not a curated record
UUAAAAUAGUUUUAAGAAAAGCGUUUGACUGGUUCUAUUGAAAAGAGUGUCGUACCAUUGUGAAUAAAUGCCUCAUAAUUUUAGGAAAGAUUUCAAAAGACUCUAUAUACAGAAAGAGGAACACCCUGUAUUACAUUCAUUCAUGAAAUGGAUACUGAUAAUACUGGCUAUUCUAUUAGUGAUACUUUUGAUACUUUUUGUUAUCAUUUUCAUUGUGUUUCCAAUUGUGUUUAUGCUUUCCUUGGCUUUAGAAAGACUUCUCCUAUUUAUGAAUGUAAAUGUACCGAAGAAUCCGAAGUUCGAUAUGCCUCAUGAGUAUGGUUUUCAAGGAGUGACCAACUUUUAUAUCACAAGUAGAGCGAGCGUCAAUAGCAGCGAAGUUCUUUCUAUCGGCGCAUGGUGGUUACCAAAUGAAAAAUAUCUCAAUUCAACAGAAAGAAUGGAUGAUAUUCUGAAGAAGGACGAAUUUCCUGUGGUGCUUUAUAAUCAUGGUGUGCUGGCAACUAGGAUAUUGAAGUAUGAUUACAUCUAUAAAACUUUAAGGAAAUAUUUCCAUGUUAUCUCUAUCGACUACCGAGACUAUGGCGACUCCUCUCCACAUGAUCUCUCUGAAGAAGGAGUGGUUCUCGAUGUGGUUCAUACGUACAAUUUGGUCAAAUCAAAGACGAAAGCUGAUAUUUAUGUGUGGGGUCAUUCAUUAGGAGGUGGAAUAUCCGCCCAUGCUGUUAAAUGGUUGAAAGAUAACGAAGAAGAAAUACCAGCUGGAUUUGUAAUCGAAUCAUCCUUCACUAGUUUACAAGAGGAACUGUAUGAAUAUUUCAUCUCAAAGAUUUUCAAAUGGCUCCCUUGGUUUGAGUUGUGUGUUGUGGAUCCCGUACGUGAGCAUGGCUUCAUUUUCAAUACCACAAGAAACGUACAGGAUAUCGACUGUCCCAUAAUGAUAAUGCACGCUGAAGAUGAUCCCGUCAUACCUUUUUUCCUCGGCGAAAGGAACUUCAAUAUUACCAGUCAAAAUAGGAAACCUUCCCAAGGUCAAGUAUUCUUUCAUCCAUUCGCCGCAAAAAAAGGUUAUGGACAUGUAGGAUGUACCCAAGAUCCUGAAGUGCCGAAAUAUAUAGAGGAGUUCAUGUCAGAAUGUGAGAAAUGGAAGAACGAAAGAGCACGUCUUCAGAAAAAAUUGAACGGAACCAUAUCUGGGAGAGUUUGAAUUUUCUACAAUCAUUCUCUUUAGUGAUGUAUCGAGGCGCCAUGCUCCAUCUUCGUUGCUUUUAUUGAAUGAUAAGUCGUCAAGAGUAAAUAAAAUUUCAUACAUGA